This is a messenger RNA of Candidozyma haemuli, 663 nucleotides long. RefSeq lists its product as uncharacterized. Lineage: Eukaryota; Fungi; Ascomycota; Pichiomycetes; Serinales; Metschnikowiaceae. The transcript has a single exon. The coding region runs from base 1 to 663 and encodes 220 amino acids. The record is from RefSeq and is a predicted model, not a curated record.
AUGAUCUCCCCAAAAUACGCAUUGACCCACUACUGGCGCUCGGCAAAGGCCGCUGGCCCAACUACGGCUCCACACGUGGUGAACUUAUACUUGGACUAUAACUGUCCCUUCUCAGGGAAGUUGUUCUCGAAGCUUCUUUCGGUGAUCCCGGCGCUUGACGAUAAGCAUCCUGGCCAGUUCCAGUUUGUGUUUGUCAAUGUGAUCCAGCCAUGGCACCCAAACUCGGUGGGUUUACAUGAAUACUCGUUUGCAAUUGGCCAGUUGUUGAGGGAUAAGAUCCCAGACAAGUCGAACGACUUCUUCUGGAAGGUUUCCAAGACGCUUUUCGAUAACAAGGAGGAGUUCUUUGACUCUGCUACGGUGAGUCUCGGCAGAAACGAUCUUUAUAAGAAGAUUAACGAUGUGGUGUUUUCCAAGCUUGAUCUUCCAAUUGCUCAGAAUGACGUUUUGGAUAGGUUGGAGAUUAAGCCUUCUUCUUCAGCUAAGGAGGCCAAUAACGACGGUAACGCUGCUACUGCUGACGUUAAGUACUUUACCAAGUACUUGAGAGGCGUGGGUGUUCACGUUACGCCUACGGUUAGCGUGGAUGGCAUUGUGGACGGCAGUGUUUCCAGUGGCUCUUCUCCUGAGGAGUUGACCAAGGUGUUUGAAAGCCACUUGUGA